AUGUCUCUAGCGCCCACAGGCUCAAAGCCAAUUCCGAACAGGAGAAAGUUGAACCGCGCAUGUAUCGAAUGCAUGCGGCGCAAGAUCCGCUGCGAUGGUCUUCUCCCCUGCAACAACUGCCAAUGGUAUUGUGUCCAAGAUCGGUGCGCAUACCGGCAGAGGAAUAAGAGAACAAACCCUUCCUGGAAACUUGUCGAACAGCUGACAGAGGCCGUCGAAGCUCGCAAUCGGGUACUGGCGAAGCUAUUGCCGUCUCUUGACUUUGACAGCUUACCAGAUCUACGACGUGAGGAUAUCAUCCAGCUCAUCAGCAGUGAGCAAGACAGCAACGACGGCGUCCCAGUUCAAGACCAUGAGCUCGACCGAGACCCUCGUUCGGCCGACGGGAAUACGGCCGAAGACGCUGAACACGAAUGGGAUGAGGCUGCCAGACAGCAGGACUACACUUCACCCAUCGCCGACGACGUCAAUGGCUUAGCCUUGAGCCAUGGAAACAGUUCUUAUUUGGGCACUUCGUCUAUCAGCAUAGCGCUGCGGUCAAUUUUCGCGCUCUGUCCGACCGCGAAGCAAGCUUUUCUCCGCCUCACUAACACUCUAUCAAGCAGGAUCCCCAGGGGCAGAGAGCCUAUUGCUGCCGCACUAUCGCAAAGCCCGCGAGAUAUUGCGCCGCUUCCUUCAUCCUUUUCAGAUCCACAACCGGAGCAGCUCGCGAUUGACGCAUACUUCGACCACGUGCAUCUAAUGCUGCCCAUGGUUGACGAGAUCUGGUUUCGUACUGAGUUCACUACUCGGGGACGAACUGACGAUGCAUGGGUUGCUCUUUCAGGCAUGAUACUGGCUCUUGGGUCGAUAGCCGCAGGAGACGAUCGGUUGCAUACCAGCUACUAUGCUCGUGUACAGCAAGUCACUGGGCACAACGUCUUUGCCUCUGGGCAUUUGGAGAUGCUUCAAGCGCUGAUACUGCUUGGUGGAUCGUACUUACACUACAUUAACUCGCCCAAUACUGCAUAUUUGAUAUUAGGGACAGCGUUUCGCAUGGCAACAGCCAUGGCUCUUCACCGCGAUCCUGCCGCAGUUCCCUCAAAUUUCCGCCACCACUCUGCUGGCCUACGUUCUACCCUGCCAGUUGGCUACUCGUUGCCUCGAGCUGAAUUGAGGCGGAGGACCUGGUGGUGCCUGAUCUGCAGUGAUGCUUGGAGUGGUAUUCUGCUUGGUCGACCCUCCAUGACCCGAUGGGAUCCUCUUACUAUGGACACAUGCAUGCCAAGCGACACCGAGCCUGGCGAGCAGGCGAACAUAGGCCAACCAUAUCCCAUAAAGGAAGGGGACUUCUCGGGUACCUCACUGAGACUGAGCUCACAAUUCUGCAAGAUUUCGUCAAAAAUCGAGUAUAGGCUCUCGCAACUGUCGCGUCUCUCUGCGCGUGAAGUCCUUGCCUUUGAGAGUCAACUGCUGGCAUGGGAAAAAUCACGACCAACCAUGUUUAAGGCCGGCACUGCGUGCCCUGAACGGGUACGAUAUGUCCGAGACAGUGUCUAUCAUCGCUGCCAAAUCGCACGCAUUGUCAUGUCCAGGCCUCACCUCCUCCGGCUGACUGAAGAGGUGGCAACGUGCCAAUCCUUUACCGACGAAGACUGGCGCGUGGUCUCCAUAUGUCGCGAUGCAGCUUCCGAGCUCAUCAACAGUAUCACCACUAACCGGCUCCGCACGAGAAUAUCUGUCUGGCAUACCUCCUGGUAUCUUUUCCAAGCCUGCAUGAUUCCUCUCUUAUCCAUUGGCCUCAACGACAGAUUGCCUGCGGAGGCAAAGCUCGAAGAGGCAACCAUCUGCGGCUACCGAGAGGAGCUCGAAAGAGCUGUACGCACCUUCAAAGACAUGGCGCCGUGGACAAGGUCGACAGACAAGUACGGCGAAGUCGUGGAAGCCUUGUAUUCCGGGGUCAUGCUCGCACCGAGAAACCAAGACGUGGCAUCGACAAUGCAGGGUAGUUCUAGUUGUUUUGGAGGCUUCACGGUCGUGAACUUGGGCAGUCCGUUCGCCCUUGAUCAGCAGACUCUCGACAUGUUUGACACUUUCCCGGAUUGGUUCGACUACGAGCUCGUAUUCGGAGCAGAACUGGGAGAGCAAUGA
Molecule: messenger RNA, 2130 nt
Organism: Cladophialophora carrionii CBS 160.54
Lineage: Eukaryota; Fungi; Ascomycota; Eurotiomycetes; Chaetothyriales; Herpotrichiellaceae
Exons: 2
Coding region: 1-2130 (709 amino acids)
Biological process (GO): positive regulation of transcription from RNA polymerase II promoter by galactose; DNA-templated transcription
Cellular component (GO): nucleus
Molecular function (GO): DNA-binding transcription factor activity, RNA polymerase II-specific; RNA polymerase II cis-regulatory region sequence-specific DNA binding; zinc ion binding
Source: RefSeq, a predicted model, not a curated record